Molecule: messenger RNA, 1035 nt
Organism: Paecilomyces variotii
Lineage: Eukaryota; Fungi; Ascomycota; Eurotiomycetes; Eurotiales; Thermoascaceae
Product: PAP2 superfamily-domain-containing protein
Exons: 3
Coding region: 1-1035 (344 amino acids)
Biological process (GO): inositol phosphoceramide metabolic process; sphingolipid biosynthetic process
Cellular component (GO): inositol phosphoceramide synthase complex
Molecular function (GO): inositol phosphoceramide synthase activity
Source: RefSeq, a predicted model, not a curated record
AUGUCGUUGAAGAAUAUCAUUGAACCAGCGGCGGUUGUCGCCACCUUCGCGCUGGGAACGAUCAUCAAUCGACGCAAAUCGUCCACGCCUCUGCAAACCAACGAUGACCUCAAUAAGCCUGUAGUUACAGUCGGUCCAGAGGGAGUCAGAGAUAAUGAGGAUGCGGUCUACAAGUAUGGCACUGUUACAGAGAGCAGUGUGCCAAGGCGCCGGAAAGCGAUUCAUUCUCGUCUACUAAAUUACUUCCCGUUCUUGAUGGAGAUUUGGUACUGGCUCCUGACAUACUGGAUCUACCAGGGCUUACGAGCAAUAUCUGCCAGAGCCAUUGCUGGAAACAAGGCUGUCUUCCGUCAAGCGUAUAUUCAUGCCACUCAGAUCCUCUGGCUCGAACAUCUCCUCCACAUUGAUGUCGAACUAUCUGUACAGCGUUUCAUCCUCGAGAAGGCACCAUGGCUGAUGCAGGUCCUGGCUAAAAUCUACUACUCGCACAUAGUCCUGGGGGUAGUCUUCCUUGUAUACUGCUACACAUUUCUGCCGCGCUGGAGAUACCACAACAUCAGACGAACAAUUGCGAUGGAAAACGUGAUCGCAUUUGUGAUCAUCACAGCCUGGAGGUGCAUGCCACCACGCCUUCUUCCGGAAGAAUACGGCUUCAUCGAUGUCCUGCACAGUGGCAAUAAUGGCGGUUCAGCCUGGACACAGAACAAGUUCCAGCUAACAAUCGCUGCGAUGCCAUCUUUACAUUUUGGGAACUCUCUUUUCAUCGCAUUCUGCUUGUGCAAGUUUAGUCCGCAUUUGAUCCUGCGCCUCAUUGCUCCGCUAUGGCCGAUUUCGAUGCUUCUUACCAUCGUUGCAACCGCCAAUCAUUUUCUCCUGGACGCUUUCGUCGGUGCAUGCGUUCUUGCAGCAGCUCGGAGAUGGAAUAGGGCCAUCUUGGUUCUUCUUCCUAUAGAAGAUUUCCUUUUUAGGCUCCUUCGACUGGAGAAGCCUGAGGAUGGAAACGCAGAGAAUUUGCAGCCUCUAUUAGAAGAAUGA